UUUUGUGUUUCCGUUGGUAGUUCCUGGAACUGUCAACGUCAAAAAUUGGUGAUUUGGAAUGUUGAUGUGGUUCUUUUAAAGAAGAUAAAAUGUGGAAAUCUAUAUUAUUAUUGCUUUGUAUAACGUACGUUCACGGUGCCGAGAAGGUAAAUAAACAAAUAAUCAACAAAAAUGUAGAAAGAUCGAUCGAUUUAACGUCGCAAUUAGUAAAAAUAUCAUCCGUCAUAACCAUUGAAAAUGCCGGCAAGGAGUCGGUUCAAAAUUAUUUGAUCGUUGUUGAAUCGCCGGUAAAUGGAAAUUUGUCAAUAAUCACCGUUAAAGAUGCGCUUAAAGAGGACGUCAAGUUUAAGCCUGCAGAAAUCGAGGGAAGAAAAGAUUUAACUGCUUACAAUGUUAUCUUAAAACAACCACUUGAUAGCGGGCGCGCUACCGUUAUCACUGUGGAAACUAUUUUCACUAAAUCUUUGGUCCCACAUCCCACCAGUAUAUUGCAGAAGGAAAAACAGUUGGUUAGGUAUUUUGGAAAUGCCUACCUAUACUCCCCAUACAACACGAAAAAACAAACAACCAACGUCGCCUUAAGCUCGAGAAGCAUUGAAAACUACACCAAACUUAAACCAUCCAGCCAAUCAGACUCCACCAUCACAUACGGUCCAUUCCAAGACAUCCAAAGUUACAGCAAUGAGGAAAUUGUGGUGCACUAUGAGAAUAACGCCCCAUUCUUGACUGUGUCAAGGUUGGAGAGAAACAUUGAAAUUUCCCACUGGGGUAAUAUUGCCAUUGAAGAAAACAUUGAGAUUCACCACACUGGAGCCAAAUUGAAGGGGCCUUUUUCAAGAUAUGACUACCAGAGGGAUUCGGGCAGUGCCCAUAGCAUUAAAUCUUACCGUACAAUUUUGCCAGCAGCUGCUCAUAGCAUUUAUUACAGAGAUAGCAAUGGUAAUAUUUCAACCUCAAAUGUUAAAACCCGUAAUGAAUGGACGGAGUUGGAGUUAAAGCCUAGAUUCCCCUUGUUUGGAGGAUGGCAAAGCUCUUACACUUUGGGCUACAGUGUACCGAGUUACCAGUAUUUGUACAAAAACAAACUGGGAGAGUAUGUGUUGAACAUGAGGUUGAUUGACCAUGUUUUUGACGAUAUGCAUGUUGAGGAACUGGAGACUUCUAUUGUUUUGCCUGUAGGUGUUAGCAAUAUUAGGGUUAAAACUCCAUAUGAGACUAAAAGGUUGGAUGAUGGAGUUACCUAUAAAUAUUUGGACAGCAUUGGAAGAACCAUCAUCAAACUAAGAAAAAACAACCUCGUUGAGCAACACAUUCAGGACUUUGAAAUUAAAUACGAAUGGAAAUUCACCUUAUUGUUCCACGAACCUCUUUUGCUAACACUUGCAAUGUUUGUUUUGUUUGUUUUUGCUAUUAUUUAUGUAAGGUUGGACUUUUCCUUGAAAAAAACAGAACACCAGAAGAAAGAAUAAGUGUGCAUUUUUCUGCUUCAGUGUUUCCAAUUGAUCUUUUUUAUUUUAAAAGUUUUCUUUAAUAAAAAAUCCACUGA
Molecule: messenger RNA, 1546 nt
Organism: Brassicogethes aeneus
Lineage: Eukaryota; Metazoa; Arthropoda; Insecta; Coleoptera; Nitidulidae
Source: the annotation of a GenBank genome assembly